This is a messenger RNA of Cyclocybe aegerita, 2265 nucleotides long. Lineage: Eukaryota; Fungi; Basidiomycota; Agaricomycetes; Agaricales; Hemipholiotaceae. The record is from the annotation of a GenBank genome assembly.
AUGAUGAUAUCUAUUCAACGCUCAAUAUGUCGACGAAUCUUGAUCAUAUGGCUGCUGAUUGCGGCCGUGAAGAUCGAGCGAAUUGCGGGGCAGGGGGUGAAUGGACGGCUUGAUAUUUUGACCGGAAAUAACGGCGAAAGCUCUUGUCAACUGAAAGACACCAUCUACAAAGCUUGUAAUACAACUCCGCCGUCUCUAUCCGAUCCCCAAACACCAACGCCCUGCACUUGCAACGUCAUCUUUUUCAAUAUCUGGUCUGCAUGCUCUUACAGCAGCGGGAAUAACACGCUACCCUUGCUUAAUGCAUGGCUAGCGCAAUGCAGCAGUAGCUCUAUCAACCUUGACCAAAGCUCGUCUCGAGCAGAGAGCGGCUCGAUAGGCAUCACCACACCGGCCUGGGCGGGCGCGGAUGUACCAGGGAACGGAGCCAUCGACCUCCAGAAGGCCGUCGUCCUCGUACACGAAGCCCCAAGGCCAUGGUCAAUCAUCCAAAUCAUCCUGCCCAUCGCCACGGCUCUGGCCACUGCCGUCCUCACCAUCGUCUUUGUGAAACUGUUCGGCCAAAGACUUCCGCAAUUUCGGUGGAGGUGGAGGCGCCUCUUAGAUAUCUUCCGACCAGUGCCCAAGGUCAAACCCGUUGACAAAGGUCUACUAGACAAUUCCUGGGAGAUCGAGCCCUCAGGCCCUCCCCAACCCAUGGGGCGGGAAUCUUUCGUCGUUGUGGAUAUGCCCUCGCCCGCCGAUACCACAGGAGAUACAGAACCUGCGUUCCGUUCGGUUAUUUCCUCCGAACCCCACGCAUGGUCCUUGGAGGCACAACAGGGAUCCCUGCCAUCCCAGAGCCAAGAUGCACUCCCUGGAGGGCGAGUGUAUCCCUUUGGUCCUUCAUCUGCGCAGCAGGUUCAAGCACAAACUUUAUUCGCCCCUCAACCAGUGCGUCCAGUGCCUGAGAGGAGUAGCUCGGGAGACUCGAGCAAUUCAUCCGGUUCGGGCUCGUGGCGUCUUCCAGGAUCGCUGAGGAACAUGCACAUCCCUGUACCGUGGAAGCGCCGCCCUGUUCCCGUUCGGCAGGUCCCACCGACGAGAAGGUGGCGAGUGGACGGCCCCGAUAGCAGCAGCACCGAAGGCUCAUCCAAUCGGCAUUCAGCUUCGACUCAAAGCGGAACAAGAGCCGGUCAUGGUUCAAGACUUAGUACGGGUGGGGUAUCCACGAUCGAGGAGCACGAGGAAGAAGGCAGUCUCUAUAGGCAUUCGGACGAUGGCGAAGAUUCGAGCCUCAUUCCCAGGCAGUUCCACGCCGACAGAACAAGCUUUUUGGCAGACAGGAGCAGCAACACUCAUUCUACGUCAAUAAACUCGCAUAUCAAGAUUAUAUCGCCUUCUGUUACGACGGAUUCAGAUACACCAAGACAUACUCUCAUUGGAAGCUCUAAGACGCCCUUCAAUAUAUCUAUGCCGCCCCCUCCCAUCCCUCCUGUUCCCAAUCAUCCAGCGCCUCCAGCGCCUUUUAUGCCUCGAAAACCGACACUGAGGGAACGCGACAGCGAAGACUUCAUGUUCGGCCAACCUAUGAACCCCGCUCAGCAUGCCAUGGGAAUUAUCCUUGAGGAGCAAUUUAGCGACUCUGGACGCAGCAUGAGAGGGACGCCGUCACCCCCGGCGCCGUUGAGACCUAUUCAGGCGCCAAGCAGCGAUUUUGGGCGGUCCUCGCCUGCUCUAAACCUCCAACGGAUACCAUCGAACGAGCAACCGUGGCCUUCAGGAGCGAUCCCAGUGCAGCGCAGCCAACAACAUACCCCUCAACAAUCGUUUUCAAGUUCAGCCCCCCUCUCUCAUAGCAGAGGAGGGUCGAACGAACGGGCAGCACUACCAACCCCUCCCAUCCAUGGCACGCAACAUCUCGCUAAGAAACCAUCGACCGAAAAUCCACGUCCUCUUCCCUCAUCCCCGCCUCCCAACGUUACGAGUUUCCGGCUGCCUCAAGAUACCCUCCACUCGCGCGAUCGCUCCGGGUCCAGCGCACAUUCCCAAAUUUCACGAAAAAUGUCCAACGACUCGGAUCUCUCCAUGUAUGUGGACCCGUUCACACCCUCUAGUGCGCAUCGUCGGGGUCUAUCCGCGGAUGACACCUCGAGCUUCUACUUGACACCAGACCCGCCGGCAAGGAGUGUGACGCCGUCGAGAGGCGACCCAGUGAUGCUCUUCCCGGGGGCGGUGCGGGGGGCGGGUUAUCAAGGUUACGCUGGCAUGGGUGAACCGUUUUGA